Phragmites australis (common reed) is the source of this 1442-nucleotide messenger RNA. RefSeq lists its product as uncharacterized. Lineage: Eukaryota; Viridiplantae; Streptophyta; Magnoliopsida; Poales; Poaceae. The record is from RefSeq and is a predicted model, not a curated record. Bases 111 to 1442 code for a protein of 443 amino acids. The transcript has a single exon.
CCAUACAUAUAAAUUUCAGCACCGAACUACCUGAGGCCUGAGCGAGCAGUAAGAGCACGCGGCGAUAACCAUUCGAGGGCGGCGUGCGCGCGUACGGAGAGGGUUCGACCAUGAGGACAACCUGUUCGAUGGAAUGCCGCGGCAAGCUGGAGCCCUUGCUGCGCGCCAAUGCGGCGCUCCGCGUGCUCGCGCCGGGCCGCAGUAGGCAGAGUAGUGGCAACCGCCGCGGAAUCCACUUCGCACCUGGUCCAGCCUCGUCGGAGGAUGACGAGCAGGAGCGCGCUCCGCCGCCGCGGCGCUGGUACCGCGCCGCCUAUGCCCGGCUCCUCCGGCACGCGGGUUCACUCCGGGGCAUCGGUCUCGCGGGCGGGCCCCCACGGCACGCCGCGACGGGAUCCCUCAUCACCUACCCGUACGCCGCCGCCCUGGCGGCGCACUUUGACGCGCUCGCGCGCGAGUUCGUCUCCGCCGCCGCUGUCGCGAGCCGCCACCCACCGCUGAAGCUGAAGGAGACGUCGCUGAGCUCUCUGACGCGGGUCUGCGACGUGCUCGGCGUGUCGGCGCAGCGGAGGAAGAUCGUGCGGCUCACCGUCUGCCCGCAGGUAACGCAGCACCACAUCUGGCGUGGCGCGCUCGAGGAGGUGCUCGGGGAUCUAAAGACCGACAUGGCGUCGCUGGAGCGCCCGUCUCCGGCGACCCAGAUGGCCGAGCAGAUCGCGUCGGCCUGCAUCCGCUUCCUAUCAGACACCGCCGACGCGGCGACGUCCUCGACGCCAUCCUGGAUGCGCCCGACGCCGUUCAAGAAGCCCGCGGGGGCGCCGCCUCCGGCCAAGACAUGGCAAGAAGUGCUGGACAUGUUCACUGACGUCGCGAAGAGCCUGGAAACCGACCCGCGGCUAGCCGGGCACGCGCAGAAGAUCGAAGCCAUGAAGGAGGGGCUAUACCAGAUACGCGACAUUGUAAUCGAGAGGGAUAUCAGCUUCAAGGAGGCGCGCCGGCAGGACUGCCUGGUGCAGAGGAAGCUGUCCAAGAGCCUGGGGCACUCCUCCAGGUGCCUGUACACGCUGCUGCUCUUCUACCUCUACGGCACCGUCCGGGACAUCGAGGUGCAUGUCGGCAUCUGCAUUUCUGGCAAAGGAAGCAGGAAUGUCACCGUUCACGCCGCGAAGUUCCUGACCGACGGCGAUGAAUUGGCGGUCAGGAGCGGCGUCAAGCAGCUGAGCCGCGCUCUCGGUGUCUUCCGGUUCGUCUGGGAGGCAGCAAACACUGACUGUGAUGCUACCAAUGACAACGGCAAGGAUGUCACCGUUAAGAAAAAGAAUGGCGAGGAUGCAAAGGGUGUGCUGGAGCUGCAAGGGCAUCUCUGGGGCUUUGGUGUUGAAGAGAAGGCAGUGACAUACAGAGGGCAUGUGUUCCAUGUGCACCAGAUCCAACUGCCCUGA